UUAAGAGCGCGCGCUUUUGUACCAUUUCUUUAUCUUUCCGCGAAAAAAAAAACAAACGAUUAAAAAAACGACCAAUAUGGAAAUAUAAACAAAAGACAAUUAGUUCGAUAUUCAAAAGAAAUAUUUGUGAAAAAUUAAUUGAUAAAAAUACGAGUAAUUUCAUCAGAAGAGUGAAAUAAAACUUUUGAUUAGAGGAAUUCGGUCCGGUGUGAUUUUUAGUGCAGUGCUGUUACUUGUUAGAUUUAUCGAUUGUUAUAAAUAUCGAUAUUCCAAGUGAAAUGGUGUUCCGAUAAUUGCAAGGUGCAACUCGAAAAGGAAUGCGAACGGAUUGGAGCACACGUCUUCACUGCUCAACAGUUGCCAUCCAAAUGUCUUAAAGAUUCCAAAUUCAAAAAUGGGUAGCGGCUUCAGCAGCGCCAACAGUAGAAAGGGGUCGAAGAAGGAAGCUCCCAACCCUGAGUCUUCGAGGAUCCUCUUCCUCCUGUACCUCAUACACAGGACCUGGAAUGUCGUUGUGGAACAUAUGGACUCCAAAAGUGGAAGAUGGCGUGGUUCCCAUACCGUACCAAGCUCAGGCGAAGGUCUACGCCACUUCGAUUCCGUCAGCCUGGACUCCGGGGGCUCCUGCUACUCUGCCUGCAGCUGCAGCUAUUGCCGGCUCCGGGACUGCGCUCAGGAUUGCAUAAGUGAGCUGACGUUACAAGAAGGGAUGGCCAAUUGUGGGGGUUGGAGUGAAGAACCUGUAUCAAAGGAAAAGCAAAGACCUCCAAUCUACAACCCAGAGGACUAUGCCACGUCGCUCAAGAAAUGGGGGAAGAAGAUCGGCGCGGGCAGCUUGUAUGAUGUGGACCCUGGGCAAGACCCGAAUAAGGCCAGGACGCUGCCUACGCAGGGCAGCAAGGAUUUCAGAAAUCCAUGUCUCGGCUUGGGGGAGGAAAUGAGCCUUCGUCAGUUCGGCACACCCAGCGAGCUCCUGACCAAACUCAGAGCUGAUCUCAGGCUGUCUUUUCCAAGUUUCGUGCAAGAGUUCGCGUGCGAGCCGCUAGAUGGCGUCACCCUACUGCUGGAACUCCUGCGCAAUAUUCAGCUGAGUCAAACGGGGGAGGCCGCGCGAGGACCUCCAGCUGUUAGAAGAAGGCCUCUGUUGGAUGAACUGGCUUGCCUGCAAUGCCUAUGGAGUUGCUGCAGCAGAUACUCCGACUGCGUCAGAAGACUGAUGGCCAGCUCCAAUGGAGUGUAUGCGCUUACUGUAUGCAUCAUGUCCACUGUCAACAAGACCAGAGUCUUGGCUUUACAGCUGCUCACCAAAUCCUGUUACCCACCAGCUUCAGGCCACAGUAUGAUAUCGGAAGCACUAUCCACAUUACGUCUCCGUUUCGGCGAACCAGUGCGUUUUAGGUUUCUGGUGGGAAUGCUUCAAAGUGGAGGAGGUUCUGGGGAACUGCAGGCAGCUGGUCUGGCCUUCAUCAAUGCUCUAUUAUCAAGUGCCCCAACUCCUCAACGGAAACUGUAUAUACAGGCGGAAUUGGAGCAGGCUGGUUUCGAUAUUGUCACUUUGAAGAAGAUUGUGUUGAAACUGCCAAGCACUAACGAAGUUGUAACAAAAGAGAUAGAAAGUUACGAGAAACAGUUGAUUGAUAUCGAUACUCUGAACGAGAAAGCAAAUGAGGCUCUGAAAGAAAAAGAUGAUCUUAGAAACAAGUUGGAUCUACUAGAGAAAAGAGUAAAGAUACUACAAGAAGAGAAAGGGAUUCUGCUGUCGUUAGAAAAAUGUUUGCAAGAGAAAUGCUGCGAGUUACAAGAAGAAGUUAGCACAUUGAGAUCGGAACACGGCAGUUCAAACCGGAAGAAGACUUUUGUGAUGAAGAAAAAAAACUCCGUUCACAAAAAUAGAGAUGAGUCAUCACCACCAGAAGAUGAAGGCAUAAGUUCCUCGGAGCGAUCACUUAGUCCUGAAGGCGAUCCACAAAGAGAAUCAAUGGUAUACGAAGUGUUCAAUAUAAAGAAUGAAACAUAUGACCUAUUGCGAAACAAACGACCGCUACACAAAAAACUAGAAAGUACUAAGAAGACUGAUCCAAAAUUAAAAUCAUCAGACGAAGACGAUGAAACUACUAUAGAUGAAGUCAUACAGGAACUAAGAAAUAUAGUGAAUCAUGCAGAAACUGAACAAUACGUAAGAGACAGAACUUACGAUGAUAGGUCGAGAUGUAACGAUGACUCGGAGAUCUCCCUACAUGAUUACCAAAAGCACAAGUCUAUUGAAAAAGAGGAUUCAGUAACAAGCACUAGGCACAGCAUUCAAAUAAAAAAUAAUACAGAUAUAGAUGAUGAUAAUAAUGACGAGGAGGAAGCAGAAAUAGUUCCCAGUAAAAUAUUACCUCACCCACCGAGAAAGGCCAAAAGUUUAAUUCACUUAUUUGUACCACCUGUAGAACAUGGAUUGUUAUAUAGCAAAGCCCCUGAUAUGCUUGAUGAUAACUUCUACUCGAGUGAUGAAGGUUCGGACUCUUUAUUAAGUGCAUCACGGUGUCAAAACGAUAAUAAUGUAACCAAAAAGAAUUCUACCACUAGCUUUGAUUUUAAAGAAUGUCGCGCUAAAUUCGAUAACUCUGAACGCAACGAUGAUAGCAGAAUAAAACGUUCUAGAACCAGAUCAAGAGAAGAACAUAAGAAGACGUCAGUUAAGCGUAGCGAGUCUUUCCAAAAUUCAGAAAUUGGAUCGCGUCAACGCGAACAUAUCGAGAGUAUGUUUUACGAAUCACAAAAUCAAAGUCCAGUCGAUACAAAGGCACAAACACCAAAAUGCAAUCGUGUCGAUGAAAUAGUGAGUCUAAUCGAAUCGAAAAAGUUAACGAAAAGCUUAGAUAGAAUCGACGAAGGGCUGAAUUCGAUGGUCGAUAUCGUAAUGACUAAUGAACCUAAGAAAUCAUCAUGGUACGAAAGAAGACAAAGAUCAGUAUCAAGAACCAACAGUGAAGCAGGGAACGAAUCUCCGCUAAUACCUUUCACAAGAUCUUAUAACAGAGUUCAUACAUACAACUCUAAAUCAUCAAGUUAUAAAAGCAAAGAUGAGAAGGAGCAGAAAUUAUUGCCUCCAAAGCUAAGUUCGGGCUCGUUUGACACGUCUACUUUUAACCACGCGUUUAUUAUGAAACGAGGGAGUACCGCAGGGCUGUACUCUGGCUCCCAUAUACUAAGGGAUGCUCCAGCUAGUAUGACAAGUUUAGUCAUGACGGGAACACACAGCUACAGCGACUUGAAGAAAACUGUAUCAUCAGUCGGGUCUUCUAGCAAUUUUGGAUUACAUAAAGUCACGGAUAUGCCUUCAGGUCUAUACUGAUUUGAUGAGUAUUUUUAAACCCCGACAACGCGAAAGUCUUUGACACAAUAGUUUUGAUCGUGGUUUCGGAUCUACCGAAUGGAUGUAUUCCAAUGUAGUUUCUUUUUUUGCAAAGUUCACCUGAGAUCUUAGCUAUACUUUUUGGGAUCGAUGAUGGAUAAAUGAUCGAUGAUGAUGAUGCCCAUGUUCAGAGGCAUUUUCUCAAAAUAAACGCAAUUUGGCUUAGUAUAUUAUGGCAUAACUGGCUUGGCUGGUAAACAAUUGUGUUUGUUUUCAUUACAAUCUGAGUGAGGACUUGAAAAAUUGAUGAAAAACAUUGAAAAACGUUCAAGCGGUUUGGUCGUAAGGAUUCCUCACAUCGAUCGAUGUUAACUUUUGGAUCAACUAUGCCACAUGUCAAGAUCGCUUCAGAGUCAAAAAUGCCACAGGUCGGGAAAACUUUUAAUUUAAUACUUGUUAUAGAAUGUAACGCAUAAAACCAACGACUAAUUUAAGUAUCGUACACCUAAAAAUUUUGUCUAGUGCAAUAUUAUUAUCAAUAAUUUCCCGUUAAAGGAAAUAUAUACUUAUCAAAAUUGUUAUCUUCGUUAAAAGCUGGGUUUACACCGACACAUGCUGAAUACUGUAAUGUUCGACUCUGUGUCGAAACAUUCGAAUGAACUUUAAAGGUGAACGCACACUUAUACGAGCCGAACGCGCCAAACGAGUUGAACGCAACGAAUUUUAAAAUUCUGUAUACGAAAUCUUCCGAUUCGGACGAUUCGACGCGGGGAAAUGUGCGAGGUUUCAAGAGAUUUCAUAGGUAUAUAGAAUUCUAAAUUUCGUUUCGUUCGACUUGUUCGGCUCGGAUAAGUGUGCGUUCACCUUUGAACGUUGAACAUGUUCGCAAUUGGAGACCCAGCGUAAGGCUAUGAUCAAAUCUUGGUAAUUUUGUGUCUAAACAAAAUUCGCUUAAGAUUACAUAAAACUUCGUCACUGAAGCUUACUUUUCAUUGUUAGAUAUAGAUUGCUAUGUCUAUGAUGCUAAAAAUCUUUGAAGAGCUAAAUUAAUUAGCACCAUUCUUAAUUUUUUCUAUCCACGGAAAGAAGUUAGUGGGUAUAGCACUCUAUUACGUAAUCCCAUAUAAAUUAUAGAAACAAAAAUCACAAUAGGCGCCAACCAUUUUGAGUCACCAACAAAUCACAAAGAAACAGGAUGUUUUCUAAUUGAUUUUCGAAUGUUUUUUUGAAAACAUGCUUGUGAUUGGUUGGUGACUCAAAAUGGUUAACGUCCACUGAGAUUUUUGCCUCUAUCA
Molecule: messenger RNA, 4638 nt
Organism: Maniola jurtina (meadow brown)
Lineage: Eukaryota; Metazoa; Arthropoda; Insecta; Lepidoptera; Nymphalidae
Gene: mwh
Exons: 12
Coding region: 395-3343 (982 amino acids)
Biological process (GO): cell migration; regulation of cell shape; cortical actin cytoskeleton organization
Cellular component (GO): cytosol
Molecular function (GO): small GTPase binding; actin filament binding
Source: RefSeq, a predicted model, not a curated record